Molecule: messenger RNA, 3746 nt
Organism: Engraulis encrasicolus (European anchovy)
Lineage: Eukaryota; Metazoa; Chordata; Actinopteri; Clupeiformes; Engraulidae
Gene: inavaa
Product: innate immunity activator a
Exons: 9
Coding region: 491-2794 (767 amino acids)
Biological process (GO): positive regulation of protein ubiquitination; adherens junction maintenance
Source: RefSeq, a predicted model, not a curated record
GAAGUCAAGACAAAAGGCUUUUUUUGCACAGACAUGGACUGCAAGGAAGACAUCAGUGAUUCCGACAGUGGCAUCAUGCUACAUUCGGGCCCUGACAGCCCCACGUCCCCCAUCAAGGAGCUGCCUAUGUGUUCUGUAUUGUGUGUUUAGAUCCUGACUAAAAGUUAUCUCAGUGUCUCAAAGAGCAAGUGAGUGAGCUGUCUGUGUGUUCUACUGUAGGUUCUGCGUUUAGUUCCUGACUAAAAAGCUGCCUGUGUGUUCUUUGUUGUGCGUUGUGUGUGUCUAGCCCCUGACAGCCCCACAUCCCCCAUCAAGGGGCUGCCUAUGUGUUCUGUAUUGUGUUGUGUACUUAAUGUAAUGUAAUGUAAUGUUCUGUGUUUUGCGUCGUGUGUGUCUAGGACCUGACAGCCCCACGUCUCCCAUCAAGGAGCCUCCUAUGUAUGUGCCUAUGUGUUCUGUAUUGUGUGUUUUUUGAGUGUUAUGUAAUGUAAUGUUCUGUGUUUUGCGUCGUGUGUGUCUAGGCCCUGACAGCCCCACGUCUCCCAUCAAGGAGCUUGCGAGCCACACGCGGGCCAUGAGGAUGAAGCACCAGGCCCUGGAGGACAGGCUGGAGCUCUGCCUGCUGGAACUCAGGAAGCUGUGUGUACGCGAGGCCGAGCUGACAGGCAAGAUGUCUCCCGACUACCCCAUGAGCCCCGACGAGAAGCCCCCCGUCAUCCGCAGGCGCAUCGGCACCGCCUUCAAACUGGACGAGGGCCUCAUUCAACAGGACGGAGAGGAGUCGGUGCUGCAGUCCCUGGAGGCGGAGCUGGCUCUGCAGCGCCAGAUCUGCGAGGCGGCGCGGCGGCUCUCACUGGAGGAGCACAUCAGCAAGCCGGUGCGCAAGAGCCGCCUGCAGCAGUGCAAGCGCCAGGAGAGGAAGAUGAGGGAGCUGCAGGAGACCGUCUUCCAGCACCGCAUACGCCACGGCUGCGCAUCGCCACAGACCUGCCACGCCAAGCAGAGAGAGCAUUCCAUGAGCAUUUCAGAUGACAGCUCUCUCUCUGAUGCUGCCGCUAUGGAUGAUGAGAGUGACUUCAGCCCCUCCAUGAUGCCCUGCUCCGGCUCCGGCUCCAGCUCCCGCGAGUCUCCUCCGCCCCCGCUCAGCCCCUCCCGCUCCUCCUCCUCCCAGUGCGCCUCCUCCUCCCUGAGCCUCAGCGUGGCCAGCUCCACCUCCAGCCUCCAGGAGUACCAGCGCUCCCCCAUCCAGAACUCCCCCUGGCGGGAGUCCAGCCUGGACCAGCCCUACCACAAGAACUGCGGCAUUGGCGGCACUAGCCUGGACCAGCCCUACCACAAGAACAGCUGCGGCAGCAUUAGCGGCAUCAGCAACAACAGCAGCGUUGGCGGCAGCAGGAAGCCCGCCUCCGCCAGCAGCAGCCGCUCCAGCAGUCCGCCGGGUACCCCAGUGCAGGCUGGCGUGGACCUGCGUCUGGCAGACCUGCCCCCUCCCAUGCAGCUGGCCAACAUGAAGAGCCUGGCACGCCUGCCCGCUGCCACCAGCAGUGCCCCUUCCACCCCAGAGAUGCCCGCUCGCCGCCAGCUCUCACAGUCCUUCAGGCUUCCCAAGAACAGGCCCGACUUCGGAAAGUUCGGCUCAGAGCCGGCGACGCCACAACGCUCCGACCCAGCGCGCGGCCGUCCCAGGGUGCCCCGGCGCCACGUGGGCGGUGAUCUGCCCGGUGUGAGUGUGGCCUCUCCGGAGUACUCGCCACGCCGCCCGUGCCCCUCCAGCUCCGAGGACAGCAGCUCCGAGCAUUCCGUGCCCUCCUACACCAGCUCGCCGUGCCGCGACGCCGGAGCUCGGAGACCCACUGCUGCCACCACCCCUACCAAGGCCCCCGUGCCACCACCCUACGGGUACCACCUCAACUCCCCACACAGGGCCAACAGCACCGCCAACGCUGGCCCGGCCGCAGCAGAAACCAUUGGCUACAAGAACAACAGCAAUCACCAACACCACCAAAUACAGCACCAGCAGCAACCAGCUUCUAACAAUGAGGCCAACGUCAAUAGGAACAACGCCACCCUGCAGCGCCACCUUGUGGCCAAUAAUAGUAAUGAGCCCAUUGUUGAGAAGGUCAAUCAUCAUCACCACCCACAGGCGCUGCCUGUCAAUAACAACAAUGCCACACCACCAUCUGCCAACAACAAUGUGUCACCAUCUGGUAACACCAACAACAACACUGCCGGCAUCUAUAGGAACAACCAGCACCACCCUUCUCCUACCAUCCUGAGGGGCGGCUUGGCUAAAGAGAGCUCACCUCGCGAUGGUGAGAAGGACAAACCACGUGUGGACCCUCCACCUCCUCCUCCUAAGGGAGUGUCCACCUGCCCCCAAAACAACAACAAUGGCAGCAGCCCCUCCAAGCAGCCGGCCACGGCCCCGGCCCCGUCGCCCCAGAAGAGGGCGGUCGUCAAGCCCCCGCCCCCGCCGUACGCCCGGCUGGUGCGCACUCCGUCCCUGAAGGAGUACCCGACCCACGCCACCCGGCUGCUGAUGCCGCGCGAGAUGGUGUGCGAAGAGCUGAAGACGUGGCACCAGCGCAACAACAGCCUGCGGGCACCGCAGCCCAGACCGCUGGACAGGCAGGGAUCGCUGAGGAUCAAGAGACCUCCCACCACCACCACCGCCACGCGAGAGCCGCCGGCCUACAAGCAGCCUCCACAGGUGGUGAUUCUCCAGAGAGCUCCUGAUGGAACUCCCCUGCAGUGGUUUGAAGAGGAGGGAGCUGAGAUUGUCAGUCAGGUGUAAACCCAGAGGAUCCAUACAGGCAUUGUCAUAGCCCCCUCCCAAAACACACACACACACACACACACACGCACACACACAAUUUUUGAGACGGUUAACUUUUUCGACGUGUGGUAAGAAGAAGUGAGAAGAACUCAAUGGCACAUUCCCAGUCUCUACAUACCUGUACAGUGAACACGUACAGUACACUUACGUACAGAAAUGACCAGAGACUUAUUUAUUUACAACUUGGUUUGUAUGAAGAUUGAUUGAAGUGAAGUCAGGAGGACUCCGGUGAAGACCCCCUGGAAGAACUAUGAAGUGUGAUAAUAACACUGACCAGUGUUGAGUCAUUGAUUUAAAUGGCAUUUCUGCACAGACGACCAAUAUUUAUGAAUUGAUAUAUCUUUAAAAAAAAAAUAAAGUCUGAGACUUCGUUGUAAGGCUUUGCUGCCGAUUUAUUUAUUUUUUGUUUCGUUUUUUUGGAUGUAUUUAUACCCUACCACAGCAGGUGUUUCUUAUUGCUACCACUUUAUUACAUUCAGAAAAAAAGUUUAAGAAGUAUGCAAGCAAUUUCGAGACUCCUCUCUGUGUCUGGUACACUUUUUUGCUCUGUGACAAAAAAAAACAGGUUAUCUAUUUUAGUUGUUAGAUUAUUUUAAUCUAUUAUAUUUCUUUCUAUCUAUUCUAUUUCUAUUGUUUAUCUCCCUUCUUUAUUCUUUAUGUUAUUUAAUCGAGUAUUUAAUUGCUGCAGAUAUUUAGUGAAUUUUUAUUUAAUACCUGAUAUUAAAUUAAUGCUUUUGUUAUGGCUAGAUGCUGCUAUCUGUUAUACUGUUUAGCAUCAUAAGCAUGGAGGGUUUUCGGAGUACUGUGGGGAUGUCAUAAAAGGAAGCUCAAAAUGGAUGUACUUAUUUCAAAGCACACUGUACCUACAUAUGUUUGGCCCAGUACUAACCUUGUAGUAUCAAAUCACUGU